CGCAACUAUGCCUGCCCGAGCUGCCCAGCGAGCUUUUCCAGGAGGCAUGAUCUCAACAGACACUCUCGCAUCCACCUUGCAGUCAAGCCAUUUGGCUGUCCCAACUGUGCCAAGUCCUUCAGCCGCAAAGAUGCUCUCAAGCGGCAUCUCAUGGUCAAAGGCUGC
Messenger RNA from Jaminaea rosea, 165 nucleotides. RefSeq lists its product as hypothetical. The record is from RefSeq and is a predicted model, not a curated record. The transcript has 2 exons. Gene Ontology annotation, biological process: regulation of transcription by RNA polymerase II. The annotation marks the transcript as partial. Lineage: Eukaryota; Fungi; Basidiomycota; Exobasidiomycetes; Microstromatales. Gene Ontology annotation, molecular function: DNA-binding transcription factor activity; RNA polymerase II cis-regulatory region sequence-specific DNA binding.